CCCCGGAGGCUACUUCGAGGCCCCUUUCAGCUUUGGGCUGAAUCACCGAGCACCACCCUACCCCGCCGGGGACUGCUGCCUCCUGUGCAGAAGCGAGCGGAAGGACCCCUCGUUCCUGGAGAGCGGGGUGAAGGCCUCCAGCAAGCUGGCGCUCGCCAAGGGCAGCGGUGCCCUGCACCUGCCACUGUGGGUGUGCCCGGGCUGCCGGCGCACGGUGGAGAAGGAAGAGCGGCUGGGCAGCCUGGACCCGCCGGCGGGCCAAGACUUCCUCCUCCACUCCCCUCUGGGCAGCGCGCAGCCGGAGGCCGGAGGGAGGCUGGCGCUCGGGGCACCCACGCUGCCCUCAGCUGGCCUGGGCAGCCCCACAGACACAGCCUGCGCGUGUGAGGCCUGCAGCGAGCGCAGGGAGAGCCCGGCCGAGCCGGACCGGGAGCCCCAGCAGCUGCAGAACUACUGGUCUGAGGUGCGCUACACGGUCCGCUGCAUCUACCGGCAAGCGGGGACCCCGCUGGCCGAUGACCAGGACCAGCCCCUUGUGCCCGACAAGGAGGGGGUGAAGGCACUCGUGGACAGGCUCUGCGAGCAGGACCCCUACCAGCUGUACCAGCGGCUGGAGCAGCAGGCCCGAGAGUACGUGCUGGAGAUGAAGGUACGGCUCCUGCAUCAGCUGUCGGCAGCGUCCAGGGUGAAGGCGCCCACGGGCCUGCAGGGCCCCCCGCAGGCGCACCAGUUCAUCUCCCUGCUCCUGGAGGAGUACGGCGCCCUGUGCCAAGCGGCGCGCACCAUCAGUACCUUCCUGGGCACCCUGGAGAACGAGCACCUCAAGAAGUUCCAGGUGACGUGGGAGCUGCACAACAAGCACCUGUUUGAGAACCUGGUCUUCUCGGAGCCUCUUCUCCAGAGCAACCUGCCGGCGCUGGUGUCGCAGAUCAGGCUGGGGAGCUCUGCACGGGACGCCCGCAGCGAGGAUGCCUACAGUGCGCUGCUGCGGCGCUUCCAACACUCAGAGGAGGAGCUGCGCAGGGUGGCCGAGGAGUGGCUGCGGUGCCAGCAGCGGAUCGACGCCUACGUGGACGAGCAGAUGACAGAGAAGACGAAGCAGCGCCUGCUGACGGGAGACUGGGAGCUGCUCAGACAGCGGCGGCUCCUCGAGGAGCAGCUGACCAGCAAGAAGGCGGUGGCCACGGAGAACAACUUCACGGACGCCAUGCGGCACGUGCUGUCCUCCCGGCUGAGCCUGCCCGACUGCCCCAACUGCAGCUACCGGAGAAGAUGUGCCUGCGACGACUGCAGCCUCUCACACAUCCUCACCUGCGGCAUCGUGGAACCCCCCGUCGCCGGCGACGUCCACGCCCACCAGCUGCCCCUGCACGUGGACGCCCCUCCCGACCGCCUCUCGGAGAUGCGGCCGCCUAGCACGUCGCCGGCGAGCUCAGGCUCAGGCUCUAGCUCCCCACUCGCAGCCCAGCCACACCCCCGGCUGCUCCUCCCGGGUGGGGGCUCUGCGCCGGCCUUCUGUAGUGACGACGAAGACGUUGCUCCGCUGUCAGCGAAGUUUGCCGACAUUUACCCGCUCAGUAGCUACGACGAUGCGGGCGUGGCGGCCGGCAUGAACGGGGCGCACAGCAGCUUGAACGGGGCCGGCGAGAACCUGGCCCUGAAGGACGAGUCCCCUCAGGUGAGCAGUACCAGCAGCAGCUCUUCGGACGCUGACGACGAAGAUGCAGACGGCGAGAGCGGGGGCGAGCCGGUGGGUGCCCUGCAGGAAGCUGGCGUCCCACUGGGGGACGGGAGCCCCGGGAAAGAGGACAGCAAAGGGGACAGCCCGCCUCCGUCAUACCCGGCCCAGCAGGCUGAACAAGCUCCCAGCACCUGUGAGUGUCACGUCUGUAAACAGGAAGCUUCUGGACUGUCCACUUCAGCGAUGACCGCUGGGGCGCUUCCUCCUGGCCAUCAGUUUGUGAGCCCAGAGAAGCCCACACACCCUGCUCUGCACCUGUACCCCCACAUCCACGGACAUGUGCCUUUGCACGCGGUUCCACACCUGCCCCGUCCUCUCAUCCACCCCACCUUGUACACGGCACCCCCCUUCACACACAGCAAGGCUUUACCGCCAGCACCUGUUCAGAAUCACACAAACAAGCAUCAGGUAUUCAGUGCGUCUCUUCAGGACCAUAUUUACCCGAGCUGUUUCGGGAGCACGCCAGAGUGGAAUAGUUCUAAGUUUAUAAGUCUGUGGGGCGCGCAAGUGAUGAAUGAUAAGGACUGGAAUCCUGGCACUUUCCUGCCAGACACAGUUUCUGGGAGUGACGUAUUAGGGCCAACUCUCUCAGAAACGAGACCUGAAGCCCUCCCACCUCCGUCUAGCAAUGAAACGCCUGCAGAGAGUAAAGAGAAAAAAAACACUGCGAGAAAGAAAUGUUUGUACAAUUUCCAAGACGCUUUCACGGAAGCCAGCAAGGUCGUGAUGGCCACCUCCUCAGCCACCUCCUCCGUCUCCUGCACGGCCACCACGGUGCAGUCCAGCAACAGCCAGUUCAGAGUGUCGUCCAAGAGGCCGCCCUCCGUAGGGGACGUCUUCCACAGCAUCAGUAAGGAGGACCACAGACACGCCGUGCCCGCUGCCCCCAGGAGCAGUCCCACCGGCCUGGCCCCGCUGCCCGCCCUCGCGCCCGCCCCCACGCCCCACCUGGGAAACCUCCCAGCCCCGGCGUUCCCCAAGACGGCCACCACGGCGCCGGGCUUCGUGGAGCCGCGCAAGAGCUUCUGCCCCGGCCCUGCGGCCCCCCCGCCCCCCAGCACGGACGGCUCCGUGAGCGCACCCCCCAGCGUCUGCAGCGACCCCGACUGCGGAGGGCACCGCUGUGAGAACGGCACCUACGACCCGCAGCAGGACGACGGGGACGAGAGCGGGGACGAGGACAGCUGCUCCGAGCACAGCUCCAGCACCUCCACGUCCACCAACCAGAAGGAGGGCAAGUACUGCGACUGCUGCUACUGCGAGUUCUUCGGGCACGGCGGGCCUCCAGCCGCGCCGACCAGCAGGAAUUACGCGGAAAUGCGGGAGAAGCUCCGGCUCCGGCUGACCAAGCGGAAGGAAGAGCAGCCCAAGAAGGCGGGCCCGCUGUCGGAGCGGGAGGGUCUGGAGGACCACCGCAGGGUGGAGGACCUGCUGCGCUUCAUCAACAGCUCCGAGCCCAAGCCCGUGAGCAGCGCGCGCGCCGCCAAGCGCGCCCGGCACAAGCAGAGGAAGCUGGAGGAAAAAGCGCGCCUGGAGGCAGAGGCCAGGGCCCGGGAGCACCUGCACCUGCGGGAAGAGCAGCGCCGGCGGGAGGAGGAGGAGGAGGAGGAGCGGCUCAAGGAGGAACUCAGGCGGCUUCAGGAGCUUCAAAAGCUACGAGCUGCGAAGAAGAAGAAGAAAGAGAGGCCGCGUAAAGACUGCCCCAAGUUGGACAUACUUGCUAGAAGUUUCCAGGCAGCAACAGAAUCUGCGCCUAGCUCUGAGAACUUCCACAACGGCUCCCUGGAGCAGGCUGAGGAGCCAGAGGCCUCACCACACUCCCCUUCCAGACACGCGGACCACACGGAGCCCAGGCCCGGGCCAGGUGCUGAUGGGGGCACCGCUGACCUUGGGGCCCGGGACUCCGUGCUGCUCCCCUCGAAGGGGGCUGGCGGGAAGCCGCAGGAGCCACUGUCCUUCUUCCUCGACACCAUGCAGCCCCACGCGGCGGGGGCCGGCGGGCAGGAGGAGAAGCCGCACCGGCAGAGCAGUGGGGAGCUGAUGCGGAAGCCUGCAGAGCCGCCCCGGCCCGCCGAGCCCCAGCCCCGGCUCCGGCCCGAACCCAGGCCCGAACCCAAGGCCCGCGGGGACCUCCCCUCCCUGGCGGAGCAGAGGAGGGAGGAGAGAAAGGCCAACAGCAACAACAACAACAAAAAGCAGCUGAACCCUGUCCCCUCAGAGCCCGGCCCCCCCGGCGAGCCCCAGGGCAGCACUCUGGUGCCCGCAGACUCCCCCCAGCCCAAGGGCAGGAACAAGAAAAACAAGAAGAAGAAAGGAGACAGGGCCGGCAGCUCCCUUGAUGAUGUCUUUCUGCCCAAAGAUAUCGACCUGGACAGCGUGGACAUGGACGAGACAGAGCGGGAGGUGGAGUACUUCAAAAGAUUCUGCCUGGAUUCCGCCAGACAGACCCGACAGAGACUGUCCAUCAACUGGUCCAAUUUUAGUUUGAAAAAAGCCACCUUUGCUGCCCACUGAACCAGGACCGCCGGAGAGGGCGUGGGGCGGGCCAGGCCCGGGGGCCUGCGCCCAGCCGUGCGGGACGGGCCGAGACCCCGGCGGAGAUCCUGCUGCUGGACCUGCCUUGUAGCUCACGUGUGUCCCGCCCCCCCGAGGGACACGUCCUGUCGUGGCCUGUGCUGUCGGGCUGGACCGGGGCCCGCCCCGCUGCUCGGCUGCUCCCGUGUGCCCGGGCAUGGCCGGCCACCUGGCGCCCGGCCCGCACCCACCACGGCGCCCGGCGGCCUCCCGUGCUCCUCCACGACCUCCUGUCCAGAGUGUACCGUCGCGCCGUGUGUGUCUGCCCCCUGACUAGUAGCCGGCUUGUGGAAGACCCUUGCAGAACGAGAAGUUCAGAAACAAACCCACCCCGUACUCACCGUCGAGUCUGUUCGCGCGUGCGGCUGUAUUAACACGGAGGCCUGCCCGGCUACUUUUUUAACAUAUUGUUAAGUGAUAUUAAAAUCAUGUCUUUCUUUUUGAAAGAUGGAAUACAUUAGUAGCAGAAGACCUGGUCUGGCUGCUUUCUGCCGGGGGGCCGGCCACCAUCCCAGGAUCCCGGGUGCCACGCCUUGUGGGGCCUCCUGCGCCAGCAGGCUGGACCCGGCCCCAGUGCGAAGUGGCGGAGGAGCCGCAGGUUUCGGAUGACGAGCCAGGAGACGGCCUUAGUUCCCGUGCGUCAGACCGGUGCCUCUCAGAUGUUCCGGAGAAGUCACAAGUGACGUCUUCUGGGCCAACACAUUUGUGAAGAGAUUUUACAUUAGUUUUAAGUUAUUUAAUGGACCUGGAGCUAUUCGCAGCUUCUCUCUCUCUCGUCAUUGUGCUUCUCAAUAACAGUCUGGACAGAAGCAUCCUCACCCGCAUGCUCCAGCUGCAGAAGGCAGGGACCAACAGAGGACACAGUGUCACCAACCGUGGCUGUCACGUGCAGGGAGAAGCAAGUCAGCCUUGGAGACCGAGGGCGCAGCGCUCAGCCGCGUGUUCAUCUGGCAGAGAAGAGGAGCGGAGACCCGGGAAAGGACUGGGUGCUGGUGCCACCUCCCGGGCGCCGCCCUCCACAGUUCCUGUGCCCGAGCUUCCCAGCCGCAGGCAUCGCAGGAACGGGAAACGCCACCCAUGGGCACCUUAGAGUGCCCUGGCUGGGUCCCACAGCCACCAGGGCCUGGCGCGAACAGAGUUCCUCUGUCCCGGGCCCGCGGCACAGGCAUGCCCACGCACAAGCUGCUCCCCUCCCAGCGGUGGGCACGCCCAGCUGAGAGGGUCUGGAGUCAUGCGUCCGAGCCCGGAACUCCGCAUGGAGCAGCCCGGGGCCUGGGCGCCCAGAUGCCACUGCUGAGAGUUCCCCUAUGCCAGAGGAAAUGCGUGUCCCAGCCCCGCCGCACCGGGAAGCCCCUGGUGACUCAGCCAGGCGAGGCAGAGAAGUGGCGCUGGUGUAGAGACGACGCCGAGCCCCAUGUUGGCCUCAGGCUGACCAGAAUGUGUGGCUACUUCCAAAACCCCGGAGGAAAAUGACAGUGACUCAAAAUCAGACGAGAGCGCCGCCGCCUCCACCCGGGGCCACUUUCCUUUUGGUUUCUGAGACCUGCCGUGUCCUUUCUGAGCUUCCUUGUUCUCUGAACCCACCAGACUCAGGCAGAGAAGAUGCAGGCCUGGGGGAGGAAGACCCACAGGCGGCCUCUUCCAGAGCCAGCCUCGGCUGGGCCGCCCCUCUUGGCUCAGACACACAGAGCCCACAGAAGGCCGGUCCUUCUGCUGGCCUGGGGCCUAGCUCCAGCACACUCACCUCACCUCUGCCUCAGUUUCCUUCUCACCAACAGCACCAGUGCAGCACUUGCCCAGGGCGGCCCCUGUGCGGUCUCCCCACGAGCCCAGGUGGCUAUAGGCCCUGCUGGCUGGGGCACCAGCUAACCACCUCCCCAGGCUGCAGGCACCACCCUGAGGCCUGCUCUCCGGUUGGCACCCAGGGCCUACCUCAGGGCUUUUGUCCCCCGCAUGCACGUGCGCACGCUGCCGAUCAUCCAGACAUCUGGCCAGAUGUUGGCACAUGUGGGCGGUGGCGGCCAGAGUCCUCCGCAGUUGGUGGGUCUCGUCAGCCAGGGAGCGGCACAGGACGGCGCUGGCCGCGCACGCCCGCUCCUUCUCGGCCACGGUCCUCCGGAGCAAGAGCACCUCCUUCUCCGGCUCGAGCUGCGGCUGGCUCAUGAGUUGCUGGGUCUCCUUCUCUUUCUCUUGCAGCUGCUCCGUGAGUCUCUCGAUUUCCUAAGUGGGGGGAUUUACAAGACCAGCGUGAUUAAAAGAGGUGACCCCGGGCAGCAGACGCGCGCUGGAGGUCUGCCUUGAAACGCUCGUUAACUCAGCGUGCAGCCUGUGAUGGUCUGCGGACCUUCAGCCACCCCUGUUCUCACGAGUGAGUUCAUCGUUUUAGACUUUACAUCAUCAAACUACUGAGUGUGGCGAUUCCAAACAUUUCUUGAUAGGAAGGGGAGAAGCCCCACUGGAGUGGGUAGCCCCCAAAAGGUAUGUGCCCGUCCUGGCCCCUGGUACUUGGAAAGGGGACGUUUAUUUAGAAGGAGGGUCUCUGCGGAUGUGGCCAGCUGCGAGGACGUCGUUCUGGCUUAGGAUGGACCGUGCCCACAGGCGCCGCAGGGACGGCCGCGGGGGAGACGGGCGGCAGCUGCAGAGAAGCACCUGCAGGCCGGAGAACGCCGAGGGCUUCUGCCACCUGGAGCCUGAGGAGGCAGGCGGGACCGGCCCGGAGCCCCGGAGCCCAGCUCUGGCCACACCAGGGCGCAGGCGUCUGGUCUCCGCUGUGGAAGGUGAAAUCUCUGUUGUUUUAAGCCCGUGCUUCAUGGCCCGUGAUUUCAGUGGUCCUGCCCUUUCUGCCCCCCGCUCUGUCUCUGGGGAAUCCUCUCACCCUCCCGCGCCUCUGGCCUGCGCCCCAGUUCUUGUAUAAAAAUGGAUAAAUCUUUUAAAAAAAUUUUUUUUAAAUAAACAACAAAAGUAGUUUGUCCUCACUAGCAAUUGCUUUAAAGAUAACUAGAUGAAGCUGUUCAACAAAAAGACAGAACGGCA
This is a messenger RNA of Talpa occidentalis (Iberian mole), 7348 nucleotides long. It is a transcript of the gene FAM193A, whose product is annotated as family with sequence similarity 193 member A. NCBI's taxonomy places the organism in Eukaryota, Metazoa, Chordata, Mammalia, Eulipotyphla, Talpidae. The record is from RefSeq and is a predicted model, not a curated record.